GCAGCGCGGGUUACGACGGAUGCAAUUCGAGCGAGCUGAAAAUGAUUUCAGAACACUUCAAGUUUCUCCUGUUCGACCUCUACAUGCUGUGGCGCGACACCUGCGAGACUCCUGGUCUGGUCGAGCGCCCCUCCCUGGAGCUCCAGCACUUCAUUUUCGCCUGGCGCGUCGUGGGGGUGCCAAAGAAGGACCCCGCACAGUCUCGCCCCAUUGGGGUGGGUUCGGUGCUCCUCCGGGCCUGGCUCACAGCCCGUGAGCCGAGCCUCCCCGCACCGCAGGACGCCCAGUUCGACUGCAAGGCUGGCUCCACGGUGGUGCACGCCUGCUGCCUGCGGCUGCGCGCCUGCCAGCGCGGCCAGUGCGGGCUGGAACGGGGCCUGUCCGAAUGCUGCGACAACGUGCCGCACGCUGUAGCGAAUGCGGCCCUGCGCAACGCUAGCGCGCCACGCCGCGUCCGAGCUGUGACCAACGCUGCCUGGCGGGGCCCUCGGACGUGCCAAGUGGCGGGGGAGCUGGCUGGGGAGACCAUCUGGUACUAUGUCACGAAGGUUCUGUUCACGGACGACCGGUCCUCCCUCUGCGACUCCCUCGCACAGAUGGAGACGGACGCGCAGACCACCAACACCUUCGGCUCAGGCACGGGCGCCAUCGAGAACGUCGGGAAGCGCCAGUGCUGGAAGCGGGGCGACGAGCAGCAGAUCGAGCACAUCGGCAUCCUCGCCGUGCCCGACGACCCCUACGCGAAGAUCACGCCCGCAGCAGGCAGCGAGUCCCAGGCCACGGCCGUGCGGGCCUACGCGACGCCGUUUUGGACGUGGUGUUCACCAGUCUUUUCUCUGCCACCCCCUGACGUAGUCCACGCUACGAUGGCGGCGGUGCUCUCCACGAGGUGCCCUUGGUGGUGCUGGGGGCGUUUCUGGGCCUCCAGCAUCGACUUGCACCCUGUCUACGGCGCGGUCCUCGUGGCCAUCGAUCGCAUCACCUAUUGGGACAUCCAGCGGAGUGAUUUCCUUGAGGUGAACGUCGUGGCGUUUUUCGAGGCUAUCGGUUUCGAAUUCUUGCAGUAUGACCCUGGGCGAG
Molecule: messenger RNA, 1080 nt
Organism: Prorocentrum cordatum
Lineage: Eukaryota; Dinophyceae; Prorocentrales; Prorocentraceae
Source: the annotation of a GenBank genome assembly